AUGGCAGUUGUAUUGACCCAAUGUUCAGAAAAGUUAGGCUACCUCGUACUUCAAUUAGGCAAAAAUUUUGUCAUGUUUAUGGUGAUGGUGAUUGUAUGCAAUGCUUUACAUUAUUUUCUAAAGCCUUAUUCACAACCUCGGAUCACUUCUGACAUAUUUGUAGGACUAGUGAUGGGGAAUGUAUCUUUCUUACGCAAAUUGUACAUGGAAUUCAACACAACCUUUGUGUUCAUCAUAGAUUUUGGUAUGAUGUGUUACAUGUUUGCUUUGGGGAUAGAAAUGGAUCCAUUCAUACUGUUCAAGAAACCAAGUAAGGAUGCUCAAGUUGCAUAUGCAGGAAUAAUUUGCACUUUCAUCAUAGCAGGCACCACAACACCAUUCCUGCAUUACUUUACAGAUCAAACCAAGUUGCUAGAAUACACAUUCUCCCUCUCAACUCUUCUAUCUAGCACAGCAUCCCCAGUUUUGACUCGUUUGAUAACGCGACUCAAGAUAGGCAAGUCGGAUAUUGGGAAGCUUGUGAUAGCAACAGGGAUGCACUCGGAUUUUGUAUGCUCCUUGCUUCUUUCGGUUGGCUACAUAGCCAUGCCAUUGGACGCAUUUUGCGAUGAUUAUGACGAAAAGAAGCGCCUUAAGAAGGCCAUCAUAAUGGGGUGUGCACUUCUUGGACAGACUGUUUUGACAGCAUUGGUUUCACCAAUCUUCAUGAACUGGGUUGAUAAUGAAAACCCGGAAGGGAAACCUAUGAAAGGUUCACAUUUGGUGUUGUCAAUUGCAGUUAUGGUCAUGGCUUGUGCCUCAUCAACUAUAUAUGAAUAUAGUCCAAUUCUAAGUGCUUUCAUGGCAGGGGUGUGUUUUCCAAGGGAAGGCAGAGUUUCCAAAUGGGUUAUUGCCAAAAUCAACUACUUGUUGACCACUAUCUUCUUUCCUAUCUUUUUCUUGUGGAUGGGUUAUGCAGCUGAUUUCAGAGAGUUUGAAGCUGGACAUCUAUUGACUUGGGCAAAAUUGUUUACACUUAUUCUCAUUGCCAUUGUCGGCAAGGUUGUUGGAACAGUUAUUUUGGGGAUGAUACUUGGUUUUCGCUGGCCGGAAUCGGUUGCAAUUGGAUUACUCCUAACCACCAAGGGCCAUUUUCACAUCUUCUUGGCUAUCAAAGCGAUAGGUUGUGGUGCCAAUACUUCAACUGGCAUUACAAUGAUAAUGGCAAUAUUUUUCACAAUAGUGCAUACUCCAUCAGUGAUAGCAUACAUCAUAAAACGUGCCAGGAAACGAGCACCAAAUCAUCGCAUGACGCUCCAGUUGCUUGACCCACUACAUGAGCUAAGGAUACUCUUGUGUGUCCACGGACCUGACAACGUUCCUGCUUCCAUCAACUUCAUGGAGAUCUCAAGAGGGGCAACACCCCCCGGCAUUGUGGUAUAUGUCGCGGACAUGAUUGAACUCACUGAUCAGAUAGCAGCAACAGUAGAGAGAGGCACAGAAGGACAUACAACAACUGUGAAAGAUGCUGCGGUCGUGGAAAUGAGGGACAAAGUAUCCAACUCUUUUCAAGCCUAUGUAGAUGAGGAUAGUGAAGGUAUUACUCUCAAAAGAACAUUAGCAGUGUCAACAAUCACUAACAUGGCACAAGACAUCUGUAUCUUAGCAGAUGAAUUGAUGAUUGCCCUCAUUAUACUACCAUUCCACAGGAACCAACGUCAGGAUGGAAAAUUGGAUAUGGGUCACCAGGGAUUCAGAUAUGUGAACAGAAAGUUAUUAAGGAGUGCUCCUUGUUCCGUGGGGAUUCUAGUUAACAGAGGCCUUGGAUCAAUUGAAAAGAUAUCAAGAACUCAGGUAUCACUGAAUGUGGCAGUAAUAUUCAUUGGCGGAAAAGAUGAUAGGGAAGCACUUGCCUAUGCAGGUAUGGUAGCACGACAUCCAGGAGUAAAACUUACAGUGAUCAGAUUUCUGGUAGAUUCCAGUGCAGAAUCCUCAAGAUUAGCAGCUUAUAGAGUCAACCUUCCAGAGCUGGAGGAAGAAGUGGGACACGACGACGAAUGUUUUGCACAAUUCUACGAAAAGCAUAUAAAUGGGGAUCGUAUUUCCUACUUAGAGAAGCAUCUUGCCAGCGCAGCCGAAACAUUCACAACUCUCAGAUCAUUUGAAGGGAAAUACUCUUUAGUCAUCGUAGGUAAAGAAGGUGGGAUGAACUCUAUAUUGACAAAAGGGAUGGACGAUUGGCAACAGUGCCCAGAAUUGGGACCAAUCGGAGAUGUACUUUCAGGACCAGAUUUCGCAAUGACAGUGUCUGUGUUGGUAAUCCAACAACAUAGACUCAAAGGAGAACUAGAUGGUCUUGAUGAGGACUUCUCCAUCAUGUAG
This is a messenger RNA of Arachis stenosperma, 2361 nucleotides long. RefSeq names its product cation/H(+) antiporter 28. Gene Ontology annotation, biological process: proton transmembrane transport; regulation of pH. NCBI's taxonomy places the organism in Eukaryota, Viridiplantae, Streptophyta, Magnoliopsida, Fabales, Fabaceae. The transcript has 4 exons. Bases 1 to 2361 code for a protein of 786 amino acids. Gene Ontology annotation, molecular function: antiporter activity. Gene Ontology annotation, cellular component: endomembrane system; membrane. The record is from RefSeq and is a predicted model, not a curated record.